Molecule: messenger RNA, 800 nt
Organism: Porites evermanni
Lineage: Eukaryota; Metazoa; Cnidaria; Anthozoa; Scleractinia; Poritidae
Source: the annotation of a GenBank genome assembly
AUGACGUUCAGAAAAUGGAAGUUCGUUUUCAUUUUCCUUACCUAUCUCAUUGUUUCUAGUAGUUUUGCAAAAAACAACCCUCAAAGCGCUGUUUUCAACUCAGCGACGUACACAAGCGAUAAACCGCGUCAACCGAUGGACCAAACCUUUAACAUCAACAACUGGGGUUUUGGAAGCGCUGAUCGAAAAAUUUUAAAGCAGAUGAAAUACAAAAUCGACUCUCUUUAUGAGAAAUCCACCGCAACAGGUAGUUCACUUACAUCAAAAUUUUCAAAAUUAUUUGCGGGCUUCUUAUUAAGAGAGUGGCUGAUAUCACGAGGCUUAAUGUGAUAAUGCUAACGAAAUAUGUUCUAGUUUCAGUUUGCCCUCAAGAUGGUUGGGUCCGCUACGGAAACUUCAGUUACCUCAUCAUCAACAUUCGAACCCUGAAAUGGAGCGAUGCUCGACGAACAUGUCAGAUGCUUGGAGGAGACCUCGCUAUAAUAAAAUCAGCUGCUGAGAAUAACUUCAUAUUCACCUUGCUCAAGAAACAGAAAACCAUCACCGAUUGGGGUGUGUGGCUUGGUUUUGUCCGGGAGGCGGAUAACAAGUUCUACUGGAUUAAUGACACUCCACUGGCGAAAGGUUACACGGCUUGGGCAAGCCGCCAGCCAGACAACGUGAGCGAAAAGUGUGGAAACAUGUUUGGCUCGGCAAAAGGCGCAGGAGGCAAGUGGAACGACUUAUCUUGUGAUCUCGACCCAGCAAACCAUUGGAAGGUGGCCCCAGUUAUCCUUUGCAAGAAAAUCCAAAUUAUGUGA